Emys orbicularis (European pond turtle) is the source of this 1116-nucleotide messenger RNA. It is a transcript of the gene GPR45, whose product is annotated as G protein-coupled receptor 45. Gene Ontology annotation, cellular component: membrane. NCBI's taxonomy places the organism in Eukaryota, Metazoa, Chordata, Testudines, Emydidae. The transcript has a single exon. Gene Ontology annotation, biological process: G protein-coupled receptor signaling pathway. The coding region runs from base 1 to 1116 and encodes 371 amino acids. The record is from RefSeq and is a predicted model, not a curated record. Gene Ontology annotation, molecular function: G protein-coupled receptor activity.
AUGGCAUGCAACGACACUCCCAUAGACAGUGAUGUUGCUCUCAAUGAGAGUACCCCAUCCAUAGGCUCCAGUUACACAGCUCUGCCUGCCCCACUCAGGAUAUUGUUGGUAAUAAUAAUGGUCUUCAUGAUUGCCGUUGGAUUUUUUGGUAAUGCCAUUGUCUGCCUCAUUGUCUACCAGAAGCCAGCCAUGCGUUCAGCCAUCAACCUGCUGCUAGCAACUUUGGCCUUUUCUGACAUCAUGCUGUCUUUGUUCUGCAUGCCUUUUACCGCAGUUACAAUUAUUACAGUGAACUGGAACUUCGGGGCUCACUUCUGUCGGAUAUCAGCUAUGCUCUAUUGGUUAUUUGUCUUGGAAGGAGUCUCUAUACUCUUGAUCAUUAGCGUGGACCGUUUCUUAAUUAUCGUUCAACGGCAAGACAAGCUGAACCCUUACCGUGCCAAAGUCAUCAUCGCCAUGUCCUGGGCAUUGUCCUUCUGCAUUUCCUUUCCUUCAGUGAUUGGAUGGACAUUUGUGGAAGUACCAGCCCGGGCUCCCCAAUGUGUUCUGGGGUACACUGAAUUUCCUGCUGACAGAGCUUAUGUCGUGAUGCUAGUUGUGGCAAUUUUCUUCAUCCCUUUCAGUAUCAUGCUGUAUUCUUACCUUUGCAUUCUAAAUACCGUGCGGCGCAAUGCCCUUAGGAUCCACAACCAUGCUGAGAGCCUUUGCUUGAGCCAGGUGAGCAAACUGGGCCUCAUGGGACUACAGAAGCCUCAGCAGAUGAAUGUGGACAUGAGCUUCAAAACCAGAGCCUUCACUACAAUUCUCAUUCUAUUCAUUGGCUUUUCACUCUGCUGGCUUCCACACACUGUGUUCAGCUUGCUCUCUGUGUUUAGCAGACAGUUCUACUACAGCCCUUCUUUCUACAUCACCAGCACCUACAUCCUGUGGCUGAGUUACCUCAAGUCAGUGUUUAACCCUGUCGUCUACUGUUGGAGAAUCAAGAAAUUCCGUGAGGCCUGCAUGGAAUUCGUGCCUAAAACAUUCAAGAUCCUCCCUAAAGUGCCUGGACGAACAAAGAGGAGAAUACAGCCAAGUACAAUAUACAUCUGUAGUGAGACCCAGUCAGCUGUUUAG